Xenopus laevis (African clawed frog) is the source of this 593-nucleotide messenger RNA. RefSeq names its product C-X-C motif chemokine ligand 13 S homeolog (gene cxcl13.S). NCBI's taxonomy places the organism in Eukaryota, Metazoa, Chordata, Amphibia, Anura, Pipidae. The coding region runs from base 76 to 411 and encodes 111 amino acids. The record is from RefSeq and is a predicted model, not a curated record. The transcript is spliced from 4 exons.
UCACAGCUGUAUAGCACACAAGGAAACAACUGCAGCAGUGAAUUCAUCUCUUCACUCUCCUGAUCCAGAUCUGUUAUGAGCAUGAAACAUAUUGCUGGGCUGUCUGUCAUUGUCUUGCUGGCAAUACUACAUUGUGUUGCAGGUUUAAGUCUGGAACCCAGAUUACCAGGUGGAAGAUGCAAAUGUUUCAAACAGACAUAUCAGUUCAUAAAACCCAACAAGCUGACACGGGUUGAAUUUUUCCCUCCAGGACGCAGUUGUCCCCAAUUGGAAUGUUUAGUAACCCUGAAGAAUGGUGAUAUUGUGUGUGUCAAUCCGAAAGCUGGAUGGCUGCAACGCCUCAUUGCCUAUUUAAAAGAGAAAAAUGGAGGAAAAAGAGGUGUGUCAGUGGCAAAUAGUACAUCAAUAUGAAUCAAGUUCUGGACAAAACCAUCAAGACCAAUGUAUUUUAUUUAACUCUUUCAUAUACACAGCAAACUGAAUUGUUACAUUCCAAAAACAGUAUGUUAUCAAUAUAUAUCAAUACAAAACAUGCUGAGUGCAAUAUUUAUACAUUGUGUUAAUUCAAUUAAAAAGAUAAUGUGAAUAUGUGA